This is a messenger RNA of Myodes glareolus (Bank vole), 1483 nucleotides long. It is a transcript of the gene C24H19orf84, whose product is annotated as chromosome 24 C19orf84 homolog. The record is from RefSeq and is a predicted model, not a curated record. NCBI's taxonomy places the organism in Eukaryota, Metazoa, Chordata, Mammalia, Rodentia, Cricetidae.
AUGUUCAGACUGGUGAAUCUCUGAACGACCCUUUGACCCACAUAGCAGCUAGGACGGUGUUUACAGCUCUGCACAUGCACCAUCUAGAGCUGUCACAAGAGCCAGAAUCAAUGAUAUUAGCUUCAUUUUAAAAUGUGGAACUGAAGCAAAGAGACUAGGAAACUAAAGGUCACAGAGCAAGUUACAGUUAACAUGUAGUAGAAUCUGCCACCCCGCCCCCAGGAUGCCUAAAUUUUUUUAAAUUUAUUUAUUAAAAAUUUCCACUUCCUCCAUUUCCCUCCCACUCUCCCCACUUCCUCUCCUCCUCCCUCUCCAGUCCUACAAGCAGUCAGGGUUCCCUGCCCUGUGGGAAGUCCAAGGUCCUCCCCGCUCCAUCCAGGUCUAGGAAGGUGAGCACAGGGUGCCUAAAUUUACCAUCGCCCAGAGUCCUCAAUCUAAAAGUCACAACAAAGAACAACCUAAGGCAACUGCAGAAAUAUAGAGGAGACGCAUGCAUCUAGGCCUAGAUCCCCGGCUGUGUGGGAGGAGACGGGGUCUCAACCCCUGAUUCUAAGUGAGGAUGCAGAAGAUCCGAGGGAAGAGGGCUGGAGCCUGGACCACUGAGUCUGAGGGAGGACGCUGAGUCUGAGGGAGGACGUCCGUGGUCUAGAACCAUAGCUAUGUUCAAGCAACGAGAGCUGGGGUUGGAGAGCUGGGUACCGGCCUGGUCCCCUGGAUCUAAAUGAGUUAGAGCUGGCUUCUGUCUAGGUGGGAGGAUAUCUGGGCUGUCCAAUGGCAGCUCCUUGCAUCCUGCUAGCCCCGCCCCAGAGCGCCACACUUUUAUAGGCCUUGACUGGCUUCUUCUUUUGCUCCUCCCUUUCCUGUUAAACCCCCGAAAGAUCUAGAAAAGACUUCAGACGCGACUGAAAAGAUGGAAGAGCUAAAAGAUGAGGCUUCGUGCAGCGGGGACAACCUUUCUCUGCCGUUAGCGGGAACUGAGGCACAGCCUGCGUCAGCUACCCCAGCCCUACCACCCUCGCUUCUGAGCACCCUAGACCCAGCCCACCUGGGACUCCCUGAGCAACUGGCCUCUGUGACUGUCCCCAUCCGCCUGGACACUCUGUCUUACCUCCUACACACUGCCCUGCUGGGGACCUACAAGUUCCAACAGUCCUUACCCCCUUGCUCCUGUUCUGCCCAGCCAUACCACAUCUCACCAGACACAGCCAGGAGGCCUCCCAGGAAAUGGGACCAGGCCUCUGGGGGCUGGGAGGUUCAGCGCAGGCCUUCCAGGGGCAGGGGCAGGGGCCAGGGCCGGGGCCAGUCCCGAUGGUGUCCUGGGAGAGCCAAAGAGUUGGAGAGGAGCAUGGCAGGAGGCCCUGGGGCUGGCCCCAAGACCCAACCAGUAACACCACUAUCCCAGGAUGGGAAGAAGGAAGCUGGAGCCCUGGAACCAUCCCCACCUCCAGCACCUUUGUCUGAAGACUGGGAGACAGACUACUAG